Malassezia pachydermatis is the source of this 1137-nucleotide messenger RNA. RefSeq names its product 3-isopropylmalate dehydrogenase. The transcript has a single exon. Gene Ontology annotation, biological process: L-leucine biosynthetic process. The coding region runs from base 1 to 1137 and encodes 378 amino acids. The record is from RefSeq and is a predicted model, not a curated record. Gene Ontology annotation, molecular function: NAD binding; 3-isopropylmalate dehydrogenase activity; magnesium ion binding. Lineage: Eukaryota; Fungi; Basidiomycota; Malasseziomycetes; Malasseziales; Malasseziaceae. Gene Ontology annotation, cellular component: cytosol.
AUGUCGCAAACGUUUAAGAUUACAAUUCUGCCUGGUGACGGUAUUGGCCCAGAAGUUGUUGAGCAGGCUGUGCGUGUCCUCGAGCGCGUCUCGGAGAAAUCGACCAGUUUCAAGCUAGAGAUGGCUUCGUUCGAUUUCGGUGGUGCUGCUAUUGACUCUUCUGGCGAGCCGCUGCCUCCGGCAACGCUCAAGGCAUGCCAGGAAGCUGACGCCAUUCUGCUUGGUGCUGUUGGUGGCCCGAAGUGGGGUGUGGGCAAGGUCCGCCCGGAGCAGGGCCUGCUGGCCAUCCGUAAGGAGCUCGAUCUGUACGCCAAUGUCCGUCCGGCUCUCUUCCCGUCGGAGUCGCUGCUGGAGCGCUCGCCGCUGCGCCCGGAGAUCGCCAAGGGCACUGAAUUCAUUGUGAUCCGUGAGCUGGUCAAGGGUCUGUACUAUGGUGACCGUCAGGAAGCCGACCUGGAUUCGCCGGACUCGAAGGGCGAGGCUUACGACAUGAUGGUGUAUGACAAGUCGGAUGUGCAGCGCAUUACGCGUCUAGCUGCGUACUUGGCUAUGCGCCAGUCCCCUCCAGCCAAGAUUCACUCGAUUGAUAAAGCCAAUGUACUUGCGACUAGCCGUCUAUGGCGUCGUGUUGUUACGGAGACGAUCGAGUCGGAGUUCAAGGACAAGGGUGUGGAAGUGGACCACCACCUUGUGGACUCGGCGGCUAUGGUCAUGGUCUCGAAUCCGCGCAAGCUUAAUGGUAUUGUGCUGACAGAGAACAUGUUUGGCGAUAUCCUCUCGGACGAGUCGUCGGUGAUCCCAGGCUCGCUGGGUCUGCUUCCGAGUGCCUCGCUCUCGGAGCUGCCGACGGGUGAGAAGCCCUGCAAGGGCCUCUAUGAACCGAUCCACGGCUCAGCGCCGGAUAUUGCUGGUCAAGGCAAGGCGAACCCUGUGGGUACCAUUCUCUCGGCGGCGCUCCUGCUCCGUUGGUCGCUGGGCUUCGACAAGGAGGCGACCGCGAUUGAGCAAGCAGUGCGCAAGGUUCUGGAUGCCACUGACAUUGGCGGUUUCGGUAUGCGUACCGGUGAUCUUGGCGGCAGUGCAUCGACCAAGGAGAUAGGCGACAAGGUGCUCGAGGUCCUUGACUCGUUGCUGUAA